Molecule: messenger RNA, 3525 nt
Organism: Lepus europaeus (European hare)
Lineage: Eukaryota; Metazoa; Chordata; Mammalia; Lagomorpha; Leporidae
Gene: SLC9C1
Product: solute carrier family 9 member C1
Exons: 27
Coding region: 1-3525 (1174 amino acids)
Biological process (GO): proton transmembrane transport
Cellular component (GO): membrane
Molecular function (GO): sodium:proton antiporter activity; monoatomic ion channel activity
Source: RefSeq, a predicted model, not a curated record
AUGAGUACUGAUAAUGCCAUUAGUUUCAAUUCCAAUCCUAAUAAUAGAAGAAAUACUGGCUCAUGGCUGGAGCUGUUCAGAGUUUUGUUUUUGCAUCCUGCUGAGGAUCUCCCUGAAAUCAUCCUAAUAUUGUCCUUGAUCUGUACCAUCGGAGCAUUUUUAAACCUGCACUUGAAAGACUUUCCAAUUCCUCUCCCUGUGAUACUAUUUUUACUUGGAUGCAGUUUUGAAAUUCUAAGUUUUACUUCUUUCCAGAUCCAAAGCUAUGCAGAUGCCAUACAAUGGAUGAGUCCAGACUUAUUUUUUGGUAUAUUUACACCAGUAAUUAUCUUUAAUGUUGCAUUUGACAUGGAUGUAUACAUGCUCCAUAAGUUAUUGUGGCAGAUACUUUUAAUUACGAUUCCCGGCUUUGUGAUUAAUUAUAUCUUAAUCCUUUGGUACCUGCAAACUGUGAAUAAAUUAUUUUUGAAGACCAUACCAUGGUUCUUAUUUGCAGCUAUCCUUGUGAGUUCAGAUCCUAUGCUGACUGCAGCUGCUAUAAGAGAUCUAGGUCUUUCUAGAGGCCUCACCAAUUUAAUUAAUGGAGAAAGUCUGAUGACCUCUGUUAUAUCAUUAAUUCUAUUUAACAGUGUUGUAAAUACUAACUUCAGAAGACAACAUAAGAUAAACAGUACUUUAGGCUCUCAAGUCAUGUAUGGAAUUUGGUCAUAUUUUAUUGCAAGUUUCUUGUUUGGAAUUCUAAGUUCAAAACUGAUUCAAUUGUGGAUGUCAACAGUUUUUGGUGAUGAUGUCAAUUAUAUAAGUCUCAUCUUUUCCCUUCUAUACCUCAUCUUUUAUAUUUGUGAACUAGUUGGAAUGUCUGGAAUAUUCACCCUGACCAUUAUGGGGCUUUUUUUAAAUUCUACAAGUUUUAAACCAGGAGUUGAAGCACUGCUUCUCGAAUUCUGGAAUUGUUUAUCAUUUGUUGCUUUUCUCAUGGUGUUUUCUUUCACUGGACUUCUAAUCCCUGCACAUACGUAUUUAUAUAUAUCAUUUUCUGACAUAUAUUAUUCAAUAAAUAUAUACUUCACAUUGAUUGUUUUAAGACUUCUGGUCUUCCUAUUAAUGAGCCCUCUUUUGUCUCGACUUGGUCAUGGGUUCAGCUGGCGCUGGGCAUUCAUAAUGGUCUGGAGUGAAAUGAAAGGGAUGCCUAACAUAAACAUGGCCCUUCUGCUCGCCUACUCUGACCUUUCUCUUGGAUCCGAGAGGGAAAAAUACCAAGUGUUAUUUCAUGGAGUCUUAGUAUGCUUAAUUACCCUAAUUGUUAAUAGAUUUAUUUUGCCAAUGGCAGUUAACAAACUAGGUCUUCGUGAUGUCACAUCAACUAAAUAUAAAUCAGUUUAUUAUACAUUUCAACACUUUCAAGAGCUAACUAAAUCUACGGCCUCUGCACUAAAAUUUGACAGAGAUCUUGCUAAUGCUGAUUGGAAUGUGGUUGAGAAAGCGAUUGUACUUCAAAACCCAUAUGCCUUGGAACACGAGGAAGAAACUCUAGAACAUCAGAAAGUGAGAUGUCCAAGCUGUGACAAGGAAAUAGAUGAGACCCUUAACCUUGAAGCAAUGGAGCUGGCCAACAGACGUCUCUUGUCUGCACAAAUAGCAAGCUACCAGAGACAGUACAGGAAUGAGAUUCUGUCUCAGAGUGCAGUCCAGGUGUUGGUAGGUGCAGCAGGAAGCUUUGGUGAAAAGAAGGGAGAAUAUAUGAAUCUUGGGACAAUAAAGGUUUAUUCUGAAAGUAAAAAAUUCCUUACCUUUUUAAGAAAAUUACUGCUCAACUGGGUAUAUAAUACUAAAAAAGACAAAGGAGUCCCAUCAAGACAUCUACUUCUUCGUGUAUGCCAUAAGGCAGUAUUUACUGAUGAAUUUGAGUAUGUCGGAUACCUUGUGAUACUAAUGAAUGUAUUUCCUAUUAUAAUCAGUUGGAUACCACAGUUAAAUAAAAUAUAUGACAAUGAAAUAAAAUAUACUAACUACUCUUUUCUUGCAAUUUAUAUUCUAGAGGCCCUAGUUAAGAUAGCAGCAAUGAGGAGGGCAUAUUUUUCACAUGCCUGGAAUAUAUUUGAGUUAGCAAUUACACUCAUUGGCAUCGUAGACGUAAUACUGAUCGAAACAAAUUCCAUUAGUUAUUCAUUUGACUUGAUCCAGACAAUGGUCGUUAUGAAAAUUGCUCGAUUUCUUCGGUUGCUGCGCAUUUUGAAGCUCGUAACACCAAAGUUGCUGCAAAUAAUAGAUCAAAAGAUGAGCCACCAGCUGUCCUUUAGAUAUGCUAUACUAAAAGGAUAUGUCCAAGGUGAAAUGGAUGUGAUGACCAUAAUUGAUCAGAUCGCAAGUUCUAAACAGGUUAAACAGAUGUUAUUAAAGCGAGUCAUAAGAAACAUGGAACUAUCUAUGAAAGAGCUAGGCUACUUAGAAUAUGACCACCCAGAAAUUGCUGUCACCAUGAAAUCAAAGGAGGAGAUUAAUGUCAUGCUCAAUAUGGCUAGAGAAAUUGUGAAGGUUUUCAAGUCAAAGGGAAUUAUUCAUAAAAUUGAAUGUGCUGAAAUUAAUAAGUUAAUCAUGGCCAAAACAAGAGAGGUGCUCGAUUUUCAAUCUAUUAUCAAGCCUAUGACUGUUGAAGAAACCCUAUAUCAUAUUCCAUGGCUAGAUAAGGAUGAAAACCUCAUAAACUUCAUCCAGGAAAGAGCCAAAAUUGUUACAUUUGACUGUGGAAAUAAUAUAUUUGAAGAAGGUGAUGAGCCCAGAGGAAUCUACAUCAUUAUUUCAGGCAUGGUAAAGCUUAAAAGAUCAAAACCAGGUUUGGGGAUUGACCAAAUGGAGUCAGAGGAUAAAGAUUAUCAGAUAAUUUACACAGACUAUGUGCUCAGUGGGGAAAUAAUAGGAGAAUUAAACUGCUUAACUAAUGAACAGAUGAAAUAUUCUGCCACCUGCAAAACUGUAGUGGAGACAUGUUUUAUUUCCAAAACUCACUUGAUUGAGGCUUUUGAACAAUGCUGUCCUCUCAUUGAGCAUAAAAUGUGGCUAAAAAUUGGACUUGGUAUUACUGCCCGAAAAAUCAGAGAACAUUUGUCUUAUGAGGAUUGGAACUACAAGAUGCAAUUAAAGCUCUGUAACAUUUAUGUAAGAGAUAUACCCAAGAGCAUCAAAAGUGAUAUCUAUGAUGAAACUGUAACUGACGUUAUCCUCAUACAUGGAGCUGUGGAAGACUGUCAGUUACGAAAAGUUUAUAAGGCACCUUUCUUAAUUCCUUUAACAUGCCAUCAGAUACAAGGCACUGAAGAUUUCACAAAAGUAAUGAUUAUUCAAACUUCAAUUGAUAUGAAAAAAUUCAGAUUCAACUCUAGAAAGUAUGUAUCUACACGUAAAAUUUCUUCUGUACCAAAAUCUUUAGCUGCAAAGAGAAUGUUGGAAGGAUGCCUUCAAGAAGAAGCAAAUAAGGGAGAGAUACAAGAGUCUGAAGAAUUACUUGAAGAGAAUAUUAACAUCUAA